AUGAACACAUAUUCGAACAAAAAAUUUUGGUUUGACACUCCCCCCGUUUUAUCCUUCCUAAAAUCCAACCCCUUGAUACGCCUUUAUUUAGCAAUAAUUCAACAUUUUAGAGCAAUCAAAGUUGGAUAUAUCAACAGGGAACAAAUUGAUGACUGUGAUCCAAAUGUUAUUAUUGCAUUGCCAAGACUUGCUAUUGUUUGGGGCCUUCUUUAUUAUCCAGAUGGGGCUUUAGACGUUAAACAAGACAAGGACGCCUUUUCUGAAAUGUUUCGUCAUUUUCAUAAAUUACUUAUAAUUGUGAGGAAUUUGUUAUUGACGCUUUCGGCCGAGGAGCUUUGUCAAUUGGAACUUAAACUGGUUACUGGAAGUGAUGAAUAUACCCCUCCAGCUUCGAUUAGAACACUUGAACAACAAUUUGAAUGUGACAGUAUAAUAAACAGCCCAAAAAUUGAGAUGGACCAACACAAAUUGAUUGAGCGUAAUUCGAAUGAAUAUGAUCCAAGAGAUGAUUUUCCUGAACCAGGAAUAGGUUAUGUUAUGAGAAAUCCGAGAUGUUCUCAACUUAUUCCUUUGAAUGCAGAAAAAUCUGAAUGUUGUGACCGUUCACUUUAUGGAAAUUCUGAUAGUUUAAUUCAUCGGCUAUUUGUUUGUGUUGCUGGGAUUGCUGAUCAAUUACAAACAAAUUAUUCGUCUGAAGUUAGGAAAGUGUUAAAAAUGGUUUUGCAGCCAGUUGAAUCUGUGCCCGUCUAUGAGAUUAGUGGAAAAACUGCCCCAAUUCCUGAAAAUGAAGAGGAGACAGGUGUGGAAGUAAGAGAAACUUUGCCUUUACCUACUUUUGUUGGUGUUCGUUGGGUUCCUGAUUCUGAAUGUGAACAAUGUACAGCUUGCUCAAGUUUAUUCACUCUAGUUCGUCGUCGACAUCAUUGCAGAAAUUGUGGACGGAUAUUUUGUGGUAAUUGCUCAACCAACCAAAUUGCUAUUCCAGAAUUGGGUUAUGACAAGAAGGUUCGUGUAUGUGACUUAUGUUUUGAUUCUCGUAUUGAUCAAUCAUCAUCACCACAACCACAACAACAUUUACUAGAUUUAUCUCCUCAAAAUUCCAUUCCUUCUUCACUUUCAUCACCAAUAGAAACAAAUAAUUUACAACAACAAAUAGUAAAUAUUGAAAAUUCUUCCCCUCCUUCCUCUUCCUCCUCAUCUUCUGCUGCCUUUCCUUCAACACUUUUUUCUUCUUCUUCUUCUGCUCAACAAACACAACAACAACAACAACCAGCACAAGCAUCAAAUUGUUGA
This is a messenger RNA of Meloidogyne enterolobii, 1293 nucleotides long. The record is from the annotation of a GenBank genome assembly. NCBI's taxonomy places the organism in Eukaryota, Metazoa, Nematoda, Chromadorea, Rhabditida, Meloidogynidae.